Molecule: messenger RNA, 2049 nt
Organism: Rosa rugosa (rugosa rose)
Lineage: Eukaryota; Viridiplantae; Streptophyta; Magnoliopsida; Rosales; Rosaceae
Product: 7-deoxyloganetin glucosyltransferase-like
Exons: 4
Coding region: 322-1782 (486 amino acids)
Molecular function (GO): UDP-glycosyltransferase activity
Source: RefSeq, a predicted model, not a curated record
AAUCUUUCAUCUCCAUGUACCAUGCAUUUGGAUUGUAAUAAAACUGGUUAAUGGCUUUCUAAUUGGCUGAUUAAGGGAAGAUCUUGUGGUUUCUUCAUCAAUUGGAGCGCUGGUUUAUGACAAAGGGUGGGAAGAGAUAAAUUAUUUGGUUAAUUUAGGCAUCUAUGGUGCAAGGAGCACACUGGCAGCUGCUGGUGUUCAACAUGACGCUGCCAAGGUGACUUAUGGUUCAACGCAGCUAUGGUGCGAGUACUGGUUCUUCCUGAUUGUAGUGCGGAAAAGCAGGGCACUGGACAUGGAGAUUGCUGAGUUCCUCGAACAAUGCUCCACUUGAAUUUGGAGGACGGUCUGCUUCAACAAGCACUUGCUAUAAGUGUGGCAAGCUAUCACCGGAGCCAUAUAAAGGCAAUGCUUCAGUUAGCUCAACUCAUCCACCACAGAGGUUUUCAUAUAACCUUUGUCAACACACAGUUCAACCACAAGCGCUUUCUUAAGUCUCUUGGACCCAACUCUCUUGAUUGCUUGCCUGAUUUUCGGUUUGAGACUAUUCCGGAUGGUCUUCCAAGUUCAGAUGAAGAUGACACCCAAGACCUCACUUUGCUUUGUGAGGCCGUCAGAACACAUUGCUUGGCUCCGUUUCGUAACCUCCUCAUCAAACUGAAUGGCGACAAGAGUCUUCCUGUAGUGACUUGCAUUGCCUCGGAUGGUUUCCUCCCAUUCACUAUCACAGUUGCUGAAGAGCUUGGAAUUCCUAUAGCGCAGUUCUUUACUUUGGCGGCAGUUGGAUUCAUGAACUUUAAAGUAUUUCCCACUUUGGUUGAAAAAGGAUUUGCACCCCUCAAAGAUGAGAGUUGUAUGACAAAUGAAUUUUUGGACACGGUAAUAGAUUGGGUUCCAGGACUGAAGGAUAUCCGUUUAAAGGAUCUCUCAGGCUCCUGGAGAACUACAAACCCCGAUGACUUCAAGCUUAACUUCGCCUUAGAAGCAGUGGAGGGAGCUCAUAAAGCUUCAGCAGUUAUUGUUCAGAGUUUUGAGGCGUUGGAGCAGGAUGUUUUGGAAGCUCUAUCCAGCACUGCAUCUAUGCUUCCACCUGUUUACGCCAUUGGCCCUCUCCAAUUACUUCUCAAUCAGAUACCGGAACAUCCUUUGAAGUCUGUGGGAUACAGUUUACGGAAAGAAGAAACUGAGUGCCUCCAAUGGCUUAAUGGUAAGAUACCAAACUCAGUUGUGUACGUGAACUUUGGGAGUGUAGUGGUCAUGACACCUCAACAUCUCAUUGAGUUUGCUUGGGGACUUGCAAAUAGCAAGCUUUCAUUUUUGUGGGUUAUUAGACCUGAUUUGGUUGCUGGUGAAUCUGCGAUUUUACCACCCGAGUUUGUGACAGAAACAAAGGAAAGAGGUCUUAUAGCAAGUUGGUGCCCACAAGAGAAAGUUCUUAACCAUCCAUCAGUUGGAGCAUUUUUAACACAUAGCGGUUGGAAUUCAACUAUGGAGAGUAUUUCCGCAGGAGUGCCUAUGCUCUGUUGGCCAUUACUUGGUGACCAGCGGAUCAACUGUCGCUAUACUUGCUAUGAGUGGGGUAUUGGCAUGGAGAUCAGUAAUGAUGUGAAAAGAGAUGAAGUAAAGAAACUUGUUGAAGAGUUAAUGGUUGGAGAGAAGGGUAAGGAAAUGAAAACUAAGGUCAUGGAGUGGAAGAAACUAGCAGAAGAGGCCGCUGGUCCACUUGGUUCUUCGCUUAUAACCUUGGACAAUUUAGUAUAUCAAGUGCUACUAAGUAAUUAACUAUAUGUAGUCAUAGGCAUACAUUGCUUAGAGGCCAUUGUCCCAGUUCUCUUUAACCAUCUUUAAUUUCUUUUUGCUAUAAGAUUUAUGUUGAUCUCAAUUUUCAGUUUCUUUAGCUUUGUUUUUUGAUUUUGUUCAAAGGAUGGUAUAUGGCAGGACAAUGAACAGAAACUGGUAUAUUGCAAUCUUUCAUCUCCAUGUACUAUGCAUUUGGAUUUUAAUAAAACUGGUUAAUGGCUUUCUAAUUGGCUGAUUAAGGGAAGACCU